AUGAAGAGCUGGCUCCGGACGCUGGGCCUAACGGCCCUUUUGGCAGGCUCAGUGCUAGCCAACGAUGUGGAACUGAAAUCCGAUGAAGCGCACCGACAACGUUGCUCAGGGAUGUACAGCCGCAAGGCUUGGGGAGGAAGUGUUGACCCUUUCAUCUUGGUGAAGUUCUCAACAUCGGCUGCAACACAGGGCGAUCCACUGGCCAGCUUGGUGAUUUUCGAAUGGCAAGAUGAGGAUUUGAUUGGUCAAUACCGGGACGGGAAUGCAGAUAGCAACGAGCUCAAAGAAACCAUCUGCGACCAGAACAAUGUCGACCUCGAACUUUGCACCGCAGACCAGAUCGGGUCUUUCCUUUUGGCCAACAACGCGAGUGACGCCUCUUUGAAUCCAAUCGUGUCCACGGCCGUCCACUUGAACAACCCGGACGCCAUCAAGUACACCGUGCGGAAGACCGGCUUCUACUGUGUCAGCACAUAUGCAUACUCUGACGAGCCCUACACUGCCGUGGUGACUUUCCGCAACUCGUAUGGCGAGCUCCCUGCUGCACAAAUUGCAAAGCUUCCUUUCUACGGUGCUUUGACCAUUGUGUAUGCUGUCGUUGGUGUAUUCUGGGCAUUCCUCUAUGUUCAAAACCGCCAUGACAUUCUACCCGUUCAAAACUACAUCACAGCCAUUGUGGUGUUCUUGAUCGUUGAACAGUUGAUGACCUGGGGAUUCUAUAAUUACCAAAACCUCCAUGGCAUGAAUGCCGGAGCGAAGGCGAUGAUGAUUAUUGUUGCGGUUCUGAACGCCGGUCGAAAUGCCUUCUCGUUCUUCCUCCUACUCAUUGUUUGCAUGGGUUAUGGUGUUGUCAAGCCUUCUCUCGGUCGCACUAUGAUUUAUGUUCGUAUUCUCGCAAUUGCCCACUUUGUCUUCGCUGUCGUCUACUCUGUUGCCAGUCUUUCAAUUACACCCGACAGCGCUGGCCCCCUGGUGCUCCUGAUCGUUCUUCCCCUCGCUGGAACCUUGACAGCGUUCUAUGUCUGGACCUUGAACUGUCUGAAUGCCACUAUGAAGGAUCUCAUCGACCGCAAACAGAAGACUAAAGCGAUGAUGUACAAGAAACUGUGGUGGUGCAUUCUUGGCAGCAUCAUCGUCAUCUUCGGCUUCUUCUUCAUCAAUUCCUUCGCCUUUGCUGGCCGCAGCGACGCCGAUUUUGUUCCUCAGCACUGGAAGGCGCGGUGGUUCGUCUUGGAUGGUUGGCUCAACCUGGUAUACUUAUUUGACAUCUGCUUCGUGGCCUACCUGUGGCGACCAACUGUCAACAACCGGCGCUUCGCCAUGAGUGACGAGCUUGCCCAAGAUGACGAUGGCUUUGAGAUCCGAUCUUUCGGUAGUGGACUCGAUGAGGAGGAUCCUCUGGAUGAUCCUCCAGAGUACCCUGGCAGUUCCGCCGAGGGCCGCCGCGACCUUUCCCCCAUGCCGCCGAAGCCCGUAUCCUCUGCCCACCGUGCAUCCCUCGAUGAAGAAACCAUUUUCGCUGUUGGCGAUGAGGACAAGUGGUCUGAUGAUGACGAGUCUCCACGCAACUCAGGCGAACAUCAAAGACUUACUCAUUAG
Messenger RNA from Penicillium verhagenii, 1599 nucleotides. RefSeq lists its product as uncharacterized. NCBI's taxonomy places the organism in Eukaryota, Fungi, Ascomycota, Eurotiomycetes, Eurotiales, Aspergillaceae. Gene Ontology annotation, cellular component: membrane; Golgi apparatus. Gene Ontology annotation, biological process: retrograde transport, endosome to Golgi. The transcript is spliced from 3 exons. The record is from RefSeq and is a predicted model, not a curated record. Bases 1 to 1599 code for a protein of 532 amino acids.